UUGAAGUUGUUUUUCUCUAUUUCUAGAUGGUAUUUGUAUCCCUGGGAGCACCAAGGAGAGAACGUAAAGGUGAUGGUGUACAGCUUCCAGCAUCUUGCCUACCCCCUCCUCAAAAGGACAACAUUCCAAUGCUUUUACUCUUGCAAGAACCUCAUCUUACUACUCUUUUUGAUCUGUUGGAGAUGCUAGCCUCCUUUAAACCUCCUUCUGGAGAAGCAUCUAUGGAAGAUACUGAGAGUGCAAAAUGUGAAGAACUCCAUCUCCACGCAGAAAACUUAUCGAGACGUGUUUGGGAACUGUUAAUGCUUCUACCAACAUGCCCUAAUAUGUUGCAGGCAUUCCAGAAUAUUUCAGAUGAACAGGGUAAUGAUGGCUUCAGCUGGAAGGAUCUUUUGCGAAUAAAAAGUGCCCAUAAACUUUUGUAUGCCUUGGAAAUUAUUGAAGCUCUGGGAAAGCCCAACAGAAGAAUAAGACGUGAAUCUACGGGAAGUUAUAGUGAUCUUUAUCCAGACUCAGAUGAUUCAAGUGAAGAUCAAAUAGAAAAUAGUAAAAACACAUGGAGCUGCAAGUUUGUUGCGGCUGGAGGGCUCCAACAAUUACUAGAAAUUUUUAAUUCUGGAAUCUUAGAGCCUAAAGAACGAGAGUCAUGGACUGUGUGGCAACUGGACUGCCUUGCUUGCUUGCUGAAGCUGAUAUGCCAGUUUGCAGUUGAUCCUUCAGAUCUGGAUUUAGCUUACCAUGAUGUCUUUGCCUGGUCUGGUGUAGCAGAGAGUCACAGAAAAAGAACAUGGCCUGGCAAAUCAAGGAAGGCUGCAAGUGACCAUGUGAAGGGCCUUCACAUACCUCGCUUAACAGAGGUGUUUCUUGUACUUGUCCAGGGAACCAGUCUGAUUCAGCGACUUAUGUCAGUUGCUUAUACGUAUGACAACUUGGCACCCAGGGUGUUGAAAGCUCAGUCUGAUCACAGAUCAAGACAUGAAGUCACACAUUACUCAAUGUGGCUCUUGGUGAGUUGGGCUCACUGCUGUUCCUCAGUGAAAUCAAGUCUGGCAGACAGUGAUUAUUUGCAAGACUGGCUAAAGAAACUUACCCUCCUUAUUCCAGAGACUGCUGUUCGUCAUGAGUCAUGCAAUGGUUUAUACAAGUUAUCUCUUUCUGGUCUCGACGGAGGAGACUCAAUUAAUCGGUCCUUUCUGCUGCUGGCUGCAUCAACAUUAUUAAAAUUUCUUCCUGAUGCUCAAUCUCUGAAACCUAUCCAGAUUGAGGACUAUGAAGAAGAACCAGUGCUACGACCAGGUUGUAAGGAAUAUUUUUGGCUGUUGUGCAAACUGAUCGAUAACAUACAUGUCAAAGAUGCAAGUCAGACCACGCUGCUUGAUCUAGAUGCACUAGCAAGACAUCUUGCUGACUGCAUUCGGAGCAGAGAAAUCCUUGACCAUCAAGAUGGCAAUAUAGAAGAUGAUGGACUUACAGGACUGCUUCGUCUCGCUACAAGUGUUAUUAAGCACAAGCCACCCUUUAAGUUUUCUCGUGAAGGGCAGGAGUUCCUGAGAGACAUCUUCAAUCUUUUGUUCUUGCUGCCAAGUUUAAAAGACAGACAACAGCCAAAAUGCAAGUCACAUUCUUCAAGGGCUGCUGCAUACGACUUACUGGUAGAAAUGGUAAAGGGGUCCGUUGAAAACUACAGGCUACUCCACAACUGGGUUAUGGCACAACAUAUGCAGUCCUCCCAUGCACCUUACAAGUGGGAUUAUUGGCCGCAUGAUGAUGUUCGAGCUGAAUGUCGAUUUGUGGGUCUGACUAAUUUAGGAGCAACCUGUUACUUGGCAUCGACUAUUCAGCAGCUAUAUAUGAUACCAGAAGCCAGACAAGCAAUCUUUACUGCAAAGUAUUCAGAAGAUAUGAAACACAAGACUACUCUACUAGAACUCCAGAAAAUGUUUACAUACUUAAUGGAAAGUGAAUGUAAAGCGUAUAAUCCACGGCCCUUUUGUAAAACUUAUACCAUGGAUAAGCAGCCAUUGAACACUGGAGAGCAGAAAGAUAUGACUGAGUUCUUCACUGACCUGAUCACAAAAAUAGAAGAGAUGUCUCCAGAACUGAAAAACACAGUGAAAAGUUUGUUUGGAGGUGUUAUUACAAACAAUGUUGUUUCCUUGGAUUGUGAACAUGUAAGUCAGACUGCUGAAGAAUUCUAUACAGUAAGAUGCCAGGUAGCAGAUAUGAAGAAUAUUUACGAAUCUCUUGAUGAAGUAACUAUUAAAGAUACCUUGGAAGGUGACAACAUGUAUACAUGUUCUCAUUGUGGGAAAAAAGUGCGGGCUGAAAAAAGGGCAUGUUUUAAGAAACUACCUCGUAUCUUAAGCUUCAACACUAUGAGAUAUACAUUUAAUAUGGUAACUAUGAUGAAGGAGAAAGUGAACACUCAUUUUUCAUUCCCUCUGCGUUUGGAUAUGACACCUUAUACUGAAGAUUUCCUCAUGGGAAAAAAUGACAGGAAAGAAGGUUUUAAGGAAGACGGUGAAUAUUUGAAAGAAACUGAGAGUUAUGAGUAUGAUCUCAUCGGUGUAACAGUUCAUACAGGAACAGCAGAUGGUGGACACUAUUAUAGUUUCAUCAGAGAUAUAGUAAAUCCCCACGCUUACAAAAACAACAAAUGGUAUCUUUUCAACGAUGCUGAAGUAAAACCAUUUGAUUCAACGCAGCUUGCCUCAGAAUGUUUUGGUGGAGAAAUGACUACAAAAACAUAUGAUUCUGUUACUGAUAAAUUUAUGGACUUCUCCUUUGAAAAGACACACAGUGCUUACAUGCUGUUUUAUAAACGGAUGGAGCUGGAAGAGGAAAAUGGCAAAGACUACAAAUUUGAUGUUUCUUCGGAGUUGCUGGAGUGGAUAUGGCAUGAUAACAUGCAGUUUCUUCAAGACAAGAACAUUUUUGAACAUACAUAUUUUGGGUUUAUGUGGCAUUUGUGUAGUAGCAUCCCAAGCACGCUACCAGAUCCAAAAGCAGUUUCCCUGAUGACAGCAAAGUUAAGCACUUCUUUUGUACUAGAGACAUUUAUUCAUUCAAAAGAAAAGCCUACAAUGCUUCAGUGGAUUGAACUUUUAACAAAGCAGUUUAAUAACAGUCAGGCAGCUUGUGAAUGGUUUUUGGAUCGUAUGGCAGAUGAUGAUUGGUGGCCAAUGCAGAUUCUAAUAAAGUGUCCCAAUCAGAUUGUGAGACAGAUGUUCCAACGUUUGUGCAUUCACGUGAUACAGAGACUGAGACCAGUGCAUGCACAUCUUUAUCUUCAGCCAGGGAUAGAAGACUGUUCGGAUGACAUGGAUGGUCCCGUGGAAGACAUCGGCAGUCGCUCUUGUGUAACACGUUUUGUGAAGACUCUCUUGUCUAUUAUGGAGCAUGGUGUUAAGCCACACAGUAAACACCUCACAGAAUACUUUGCCUUUCUUUAUGAAUUUGCCAAAAUGGGUGAAGAGGAAAGCCAAUUCUUGCUUUCACUGCAAGCCAUAUCAACAAUGGUUCAUUUCUACAUGGGAACUAAAGGACCUGAAAAUCCACAGGUUGAAGUACUUUCUGAGGAAGAAGGGGAGGAGGAGGAGGAGGAGGAAGAUAUACUUUCUUUAGCAGAAGAAAAAUACAGGCCUGCUGCUCUUGAGAAGAUGAUUGCUCUGAUUGCUCUCCUAGUUGAACAGUCUCGCUCUGAAAGGCAUUUGACUUUAUCACAGAAUGACAUGGCAGCAUUAACAGGAGGAAAGGGUUUUCCUUUUUUGUUUCAACAUAUCCGUGAUGGUAUCAACAUCAGGCAAACUUGCAAUCUCAUCUUCAGUUUGUGUCGGUACAAUAACAGACUUGCAGAACAUAUUGUGUCCAUGCUUUUCACAUCAAUAGCAAAGUUGACUCCUGAGGCAGCCAAUCCUUUUUUCAAAUUGUUGACUAUGCUAAUGGAAUUUGCUGGUGGACCCCCAGGAAUGCCACCUUUUGCUUCUUACAUUCUGCAGAGGAUUUGGGAGGUCAUUGAAUACAACCCAUCUCAGUGCCUGGAUUGGCUGGCUGUGCAAACACCUCGAAAUAAACUAGCACACAGCUGGGUGCUACAAAACAUGGAAAACUGGGUUGAACGUUUUCUUUUGGCACAUAACUAUCCUAGAGUGAGAACUUCUGCAGCCUAUCUCUUGGUGUCGCUUAUUCCAAGCAAUUCCUUCCGUCAGAUGUUCCGAUCAACCCGCUCUUUGCACAUCCCUACACGUGAUCUGCCUCUUAGUCCAGAUACUACAGUAGUUCUUCAUCAAGUCUACAAUGUGCUUCUUGGCCUUCUUUCAAGAGCUAAGUUAUAUGUUGAUGCUGCUGUUCAUGGCACAACAAAACUCGUGCCCUAUUUCAGUUUUAUGACAUACUGCUUGAUCUCAAAAACUGAGAAACUCAUGUUUUCUACUUACUUCAUGGAUUUAUGGAACCUUUUCCAGCCUAAACUUUCUGAGCCAGCUAUAGCCACCAACCACAAUAAACAGGCUUUGUUGUCUUUUUGGUAUAACGUCUGUGUUGACUGUCCAGAGAAUGUGCGCCUUAUUGUACAGAACCCUGUGGUGACAAAGAACAUUGCCUUCAAUUACAUCCUUGCUGACCACGAUGAUCAGGAUGUAGUGCUCUUCAACCGUGGGAUGCUGCCUGCCUACUAUGGCAUCCUGCGUCUCUGCUGUGAGCAGUCCCCUGCGUUCACGAGGCAGUUGGCUUCUCACCAGAACAUCCAGUGGGCCUUCAAGAAUCUCACACCACAUGCCAGUCAGUACCCAGGAGCAGUCGAAGAACUGUUUAACCUCAUGCAACUUUUUGUAGCUCAGAGACCAGACAUGAGAGAGGAGGAGAUAGAAGACAUAAAGCAGUUUAAGAAAACCACCAUAAGCUGUUAUCUGCGCUGCUUGGAUGGACGAUCUUGUUGGACUACUUUAAUAAGUGCCUUCAGAAUAUUAUUGGAGUCUGAUGAAGACAGGCUUCUUGUUGUGUUUAACAGAGGAUUGAUUCUGAUGACUGAGUCAUUUAACACAUUACACAUGAUGUACCACGAGGCUACAGCUUGCCACGUGACUGGAGACCUGGUAGAACUUCUGUCUAUAUUCCUUUCAGUUCUUAAAUCGACACGUCCAUAUCUUCAAAGAAAAGAUGUGAAGCAAGCUCUCAUUCAGUGGCAGGAGCGAAUUGAAUUUGCCCAUAAACUUUUAACUUUGCUAAAUUCCUACAGUCCUCCAGAACUUAGAAAUGCUUGUAUUGAUGUCCUCAAGGAGCUUGUACUUUUAAGUCCUCAUGAUUUCCUACAUACUCUGGUUCCAUUUCUACAGCACAAUCAUUGUACAUACCACCACAGUAAUAUCCCAAUGUCUCUUGGACCUUAUUUUCCAUGUCGUGAAAACUUGAAAUUAAUAGGGGGAAAAAGCAAUAUUCGUCCUCCACGUCCUGAGCUCAAUAUGUGCCUCUUGCCUACUAUGGUAGAAGCCAGCAAGGUACAGUGGUCGCAAGGACACACUGAGUGCAGGCACUGCCCCAGUGGACACUGCUAUUCAGAAAGAAUCCAGUCUCCUGCACAUGGGGUGUGUGUGCACGUAGAUGGGAAUCUGUGUGGGCAACACAUUUCGAAGAAGCACGGUUACUGUAGGGGAAAAGAUGAUGUUUAUGAUCGUAUGCUGCUAGACUACUUCUUUUCUUAUCAUCAAUUCAUCCAUCUACUAUGCCGAGUUGCAAUCAGCUGUGAAAAGUUUACUGAAACAUUAGUUAAAAUGAGUGUUCUUGUUGCAUAUGAAGGUUUACCACUUCAUCUUGCAUUAUUCCCCAAACUUUGGACUGAGCUUUGUCAGACUCAGUCUGCAAUGUCAAAGAACAGUGUAAAGCUCCUCUGUGAAGAUCCAGUUUUUGCAGAAUAUAUAAAAUGUAUUUUAAUGGAUGAAAGGACUUUCCUUAACAACAACAUUGUAUACACCUUUUUGACGCAUUUUCUUCUUAAGGUCCAAGGGCAGGUGUUUUCUGAAGCAAACUGUGCCAAUUUAAUCAAUACUCUGAUUACAAAUCUAAUAAAUCAGUAUCAAAGCCUAGAAUCUGAUUUCAGCAGCCAGAGAGUUGAAAUCUCCAAAGCAAGCUCUGCUUUAAAUGGGGACCUCCGAGCACUUGCCUUGCUGCUUUCAGUGCAUACUCCUAAACAGCUCAAUUCAGCCCUGAUUCCGACUUUACAAGAACUUUUAAACAAGUGUAGAGCAUGUCAACAACAGAGGAAUUCACUACAAGAACAAGAAGCCAAAGAAAGAAAAAUUAAAGAUGAUGAAGAAGCUACUCCUGUAAAAAGAAGACGGGUCAGCAGUGAUGAGGAGCACACCGUAGACAGUUGUAUCAGUGAUAUAAAAACUGAACCCCAGGAAGCAUUGACCCCAACAAGCACUUCAGAUAAUGAGACACGGGACUCUUCGAUCAUUGAUCCAGGCACUGAACAAGAUCUUCCUUCCCCUGAAAAUAAUUCUGUCAAAGAGUACAGAAUGGAAGUUCCAUCUUCAUUUUCAGAAGACAUAAUGCUGACAAUGAGGUCACAACAUACAGAAGAGCAGUCAGGAAAUGGUAAAUUUCAAGAAUGCAAAGAAUUUAAAGACCUGCAGACUUCCAAGGAUUCCGUUGCAGCAGAGGAGGACUCGGAGUUUCCUUCCACAUCAAUUUCAGCAGUUUUAUCUGACCUCACAGAUUUGAGAGGCUGUGAUAGUCAAGCCUUAUCAUCCCAGGACCCUGAAACUAGUUUAUCAAUCACUUGUGGCCAUUCCAGAGGACUUUUUAGUCUUAUGCAGCAGCAUGACAUUUUAGACAUCCUGUGUAGGACCAUUGAGUCUACAAUUCAUGUGGUUACAAGGAUAUCUGGAAAAGGAAAUCAAGCUGCUUCUUGACAUUAGAUGAAGCAUGUCUGCUUCUAAGUCUUUUUUUUUUUUCCUUCCUUCCCCCAAAAAUGCUGUUGCCUAAGUUUUGCUUAUUUCUGUUUUGUGCUUCAGUUUGUCCAGUGCUCUCUGCUUGAAUGGCAAGAUAGACUUAUAUGCUUAAUUCUUGGUCAGGCAGAACUCCAGUUUUAUUUUUUGUUUGGUUUUGGUUUUUCUUUUUUGCAUCUACCAUACACUUUCUUAAAGGGCAAUCAGAUAAUGGAUAUGUUUUAUGUAAUUAAAAAUUCACUGUAGUGGCUUUCAUUUAAUAUGGCUGUCUGGGAGAACAGGGCCUCCUUGCCCUGUAGGAUGUAAUUUAAACUUAUGGCAUUUUUACUGUGUAUAAUAUGGUGUCCUCUGUGCCAGUUUUGUACCUUAUAAUAGAGGCAGAUUGCCUCAGAUCGCUGUGGUUCUUAUUAUCAAAAUUAAGUUUACUUGUAUACUAAACAACCACAAGAAAUUUGAUUCUGUAAAGAAUCCUCUUUAGCUGUGGCCUGGCAGUAUAUAUAUGGUGCUUUAUUUAACAGAAUACCUGUGGAGGAAAUAAAGCACACUUGAUGUAAAAAUAAUUGUUUUAUUUUUAUUGACAUGAUCAAUUGCUAUUCUGUGCACUUCAUUAAACUGAUUGUGAUGACUUUUCAUUUGUUUA
Molecule: messenger RNA, 7587 nt
Organism: Meleagris gallopavo (turkey)
Lineage: Eukaryota; Metazoa; Chordata; Aves; Galliformes; Phasianidae
Gene: USP34
Product: ubiquitin specific peptidase 34
Biological process (GO): protein deubiquitination
Cellular component (GO): cytosol; nucleus
Molecular function (GO): cysteine-type deubiquitinase activity
Source: RefSeq, a predicted model, not a curated record